UCCGCUCUUUAUCGAGAUCGCCUUGCCUUUGCGCAGCUCUUGCCCUCCUUUUCCGCACCUCGCACGCACUCUCGCGAUAAUAAUCAACACACAGACGCACAACGCGACAAAACAAAAUCCGUCAAGAUGCUCUUCAAGACCACCGCCUCUGUUGCCCUCCUGGCCUGCGCCGCCCAUGUCGCCGCCGAGCCCAAGCCCUACCGCCUGGCCAUGAUGCCCGUCCUGGGCCAGAGCCUCGCGCGCCGCAACACCAACGGCUACCAGCCCGAGCUGUCCCAGUGCAACGACGGCAGCACCUGCUCCGAGGCCUGCGGUAGCGGCUAUGCCGAGUGCCCUUCCAGCGGCAAGGAGACGCACUGCUACAACCCUGGCGCGAACCAGAACUGCUGCGCUGACGGCUCUGGCAACUCCUGCGACGCCGGCUACUACUGCACCCACGACCACGCCCUCAAGACCUGGUGCUGCCCGGAGAACAUGGACCUCGCUGCUUGCGCCGCUGCUUAUAGUGUAGUCGGUGGCCUCGAGAGCGCCACUCCCACCUCGACCAGCACCUCGAGCGCCCCGACCAGCACCAGCACGACUGCCGUCACCACGACUGCUGCCGCCACCACGACCAGCACCACGGAGGCUCCCACCACCACGGCUGCUCCUACGACGACCGCUGCUCCCACCACCACGGAGGCUGCUACCACCACCGAGGUCGAGGAGACGACGGCUGCUCCCGCCACCAGCGCCGGCUUCACCAGCGCCUGGGCCGGCCACAACAGCACCAUCACUGCUGCCGUCCCCAGCAAGCCUCACCAGAGCAACACGCCCAUCCCCCCUGUUGCCUCCGUCGGCACCGGCGCUCCUCAGCCUCCCCAGCCUUCCACCAUCAGCGGUGCUGCCACCACCAGUGCCAGCGCCCUGCUGCUGCUCGCCGCUGGUGUCAUUGCUCUUCUGUAA
Trichoderma reesei QM6a is the source of this 945-nucleotide messenger RNA. RefSeq lists its product as uncharacterized. NCBI's taxonomy places the organism in Eukaryota, Fungi, Ascomycota, Sordariomycetes, Hypocreales, Hypocreaceae. The transcript is spliced from 2 exons. The record is from RefSeq and is a predicted model, not a curated record. Bases 127 to 945 code for a protein of 272 amino acids.